AUGGCUUGUGCUUUCGAUGAGCAGUGGGAGCUUGCUCCAGCCCCCAGGCACAAGAAGAAGCUUCUGCGGCAUGUCCGCCACAGCUGGUUGAGGGAGCCCGUGCCGCAUCCAGAUGACCUCUCCGAGUCCAAGAAGGCUCUGAAGGUUGUGGCGGAUGCAAGUUUGGAGGAGUGUCUCGACGAGAUGUUGAGUGAGCGGCAAGAUGCAACUUCCAGCCUGACCUCCUCACGCAAGCUCGACAAGCAAUGGAGCUCCUUGUUGAGUACAGCGCGGCGUAAGGUUCAAGGCUCCAUUGAGACAGAGUUCGGUCCCGAGACCAAGCUGGAGCCGCUUCACCCCGACCCACAAGUCAAAGAAGACUUCUUCUUUGCCCGGAAAUGCUUCUCGCACACCACGACCUUCACAUACCACGGAACCAAAUCCCGGAACAUCGCUUCUAUCUCUCGCGUCGGCCUGCUGAUGCCCGGUACGAAUGGGCACAAGGUCGCAAACGGAUCUGCGCAUGGCGUGGGAAUCUACACUGCUCAGCUGGGCUCAGCAACUUUGUCCAAGGGCUUCUGUGACUCCAACAAGAUGUUUGUGUGCGCUGUCUGCGAUUCCAGCCAACCUGUGGAUGAGCCAGAGGUUACGCUCGACACGCAGUGGAAACCUUCAGGAACCAUCGUCCAGACGAUCUUCCCAAAAGGUCCCGCAGCUGUCAACGUCCACCCGUCAGUGAAGCGACUGGGCAGACACAACGUCCAGCGCCGCUCCGAUCAAGUCCUCCACGUGGGCGAUGCCGUAGUGACUUUUCAACAGGGCUGCGUGGUUCCGCUGUUUUUGCUCGCGUGGCCUUCGGAGAAAGAGUGGCAGGAGGAAGAUGCCACACUGCCACAGCCUGCAGUGCCAGACCAGCUCGUGCUGAAGCACCACGCCUGGGAUCUUUUCGAGCAGCCGUGGGAGCUGCCGCAGCAAGUUGGCCGUCGCCGCCUUGCUGUGCCGGAGACGGAUGCGACGCGGCUCAUCAAGUUCGGGAAUGAGUACGAUUGCAAACACCCACGAAGAGGUCGCACGGUCUGGCUCGUCUCCGAUCCUUUCCAGGGCCGGACCUCUAGCGAGAAAUGGGUGAAGCGGAGAUUCAUCGAACGGCAGCAAUGCGUUGCAAUGAAGCGUCGGCAGAGAUGGAAGGACGAUCACCUGGGCAAGUUCGGCGGUGCGCCCUGGGUCCAAGGUCACGGGUUCAGGUUCUGA
This is a messenger RNA of Symbiodinium natans, 1230 nucleotides long. Lineage: Eukaryota; Dinophyceae; Suessiales; Symbiodiniaceae. The record is from the annotation of a GenBank genome assembly.